This is a messenger RNA of Phycomyces blakesleeanus NRRL 1555(-), 3060 nucleotides long. RefSeq names its product Homeodomain-like and zinc finger-domain-containing transcription factor. Lineage: Eukaryota; Fungi; Mucoromycota; Mucoromycetes; Mucorales; Phycomycetaceae. The record is from RefSeq and is a predicted model, not a curated record. Gene Ontology annotation, biological process: histone catabolic process. The transcript is spliced from 13 exons. Gene Ontology annotation, cellular component: Lid2 complex. Gene Ontology annotation, molecular function: chromatin binding; zinc ion binding; sequence-specific DNA binding. The coding region runs from base 1 to 3060 and encodes 1019 amino acids.
AUGGCCACACCUCAUCCCAUUGCAGAAAUGAGGCAGGCUCUUCUUUCCGAUGGAACCGUAGUCCGGGUUAAUGACCAUGUCUUCCUGGCGUCGGAGCACUUGGGUGAGCCCUAUCAUGUCGGGCGUAUCAUGGAGUUUCCGGUUGUUGUGGCGGGCAAGGGGCAGCAAGCUCGAAUUGCCUGGUUCAAUCGACCAAAGGAUGUGGUGAAUCGAAAGCACCAUGAUCCUCGACUCUUGUUCGCCACCAUGCAGUCAGAUCUCAACCCAGUGAGUGCAAUCCGAGGCAAGUGUACGGUCACCCAUAAGCACUACAUUGGAAAGGAAGGACUGGAAAUGUAUCGAUCAUUGGAGGAUCAUUUUUAUUUCCAUCGUCUCUACGAUCGGUACAUGCAAAGAAUGUACGAAGUCGUAGCAUGUGAGGCCGUACAGAACGUACCUCUGGCAAUCCAGACUGCCUUAAGAGAACGGUAUCAGUUUGUUGUUGUGGAGCAAGCUAUUGCAGAUGACUUGAUAGUCGACCGAUGUAACUGCUGUAUGUGUGACGAGUGGUGUGCGAGUGCCAAGUCGGUCAAAUGUGCAGCAUGUUUAAAAAGUUACCAUAUGUCUUGUCUCAAUCCUCCUCUUCUUCGAAAGCCUUCCAAAGGCUUUGCCUGGCAGUGCGCCUCGUGUACUAGAGAAGAGCUCCUGGGAGGCUCAUCCCAGAACACGUCCACUCCGUCUGAGAGUGACAGCAGUUCGAAUAGCUCAAAGCCUGUUUCCUCCUCUCGUCCUAAACGACAAACCCGCACUGCCACGCGUGCAAAUGUCACAAAAACAACCCAAAAACAGAUCAAGAAAAGGGUCGCGCCUACAGAACCUAGACACACACCAAAAGCACCAGAAGAAAUGACAAUGACUGCAAUGUGGCCAUUCCGUUACUUCAACAUGAGCACCCAACUCCUGGAUAUUGAAUCCAACAACAACUGCUAUCCACAUGCGAAGAGUCGUAUAGGAGCAAAAUACCAGGCUGAUACCCCUGAUUUUAAGUUGGAAGAGGCCUUGGCCAUUGUCGACCAAAGUCGGUCUUCUACACCCCUGACAACAGAAGAGAUUUCCCAGGAAUCAUUUGGCAAAGUUCAAAAACGCAGGUACAAUAAGCGGGUCGGUCGACCCAUAAAACGACGUUCAGCUACUAGCCCUAAUCCUUCCAAGGAACCAGAACAGGAAGAAGUCGAAGAAGAGAAUGCCCCUAUAGCUCGUGGAACAGACGCCACAUUGAGUCCAAUGUUUAGACGUACGCAAUGGACAGAUGAUACCCAAGAUAAUCUUGAAAAAUACAUGUUAGCUGUCAAGGCCUUGCCAGAUCUCCCACUUCCCCCUCACUCAGGUGAUCUCUUGGAUAGGGCCCUGCUUGAGUACGAGCGAAGUAACUAUGAUGCCUCGACCGCACUCUCUAUCAUGGCUAGGCUCACUACAGACGACUUUUAUCAUGUUCCAGAAUGGUCAGAGGAAGAACUCGAAGCCUUUGAACAAGGAGUCCGAGAUCAUGGUCAUGAUUUCAAUUUGAUCAAACAGAGGAUCCCUAACAAGACUAUGCCUGCCAUUAUUCGAUUCUUUUACCAGUGGAAAAAGACAGAUCGAUACGAGCCAGUAUAUUCAGAGUGGACAAAAGUAUAUCGCCCGACUAAACGGAUCAAAAGAAGAGCAACUAUGGGUCAAGAUGGCCGUGUCAGCAAAUCGCCAACAGAGUCGCUGGAUUCUGAAGAUGAUAGUGAAGAAGAAACAGAUCUGACAGUUGUACCGAUCAGCUCUUACGAGCAUGCAAAUUAUCGAUGCACAAACUGCCACACAACCGAAUCUUCUAUCUGGCGCCGUCCUCCAUCUGACACAGACAGAAGACGAAAGGAAUUCAAAUUUGUAGUUUGCGAUUCAUGUGGUGUCUACUGGCUAAAAUAUGGAAAGAACAUGCCAAUCACUCCUGAAUGUCUUGCUGCUAACAAUCGUGGCCGUGGUAGACCCUUAAAAGCCCCAUUCGAAGUACCAAAAACAGAAAAACGCAAACAGCAAUCUGAAGAACCCAUUGUUACCUCGGCUUCUAAUGCAGACCUAGUUGCAGCUGUGACCAAAACGGAGCAUAUUCCUAUUCGAAAAAGAAUUAAGCUUAUUAAGGAUCGUAUCAAUGCUUCACGACAGUCCCAUGCACCAAAGCCAUGCUCUUUAUGCUCUCAUCUGGAGCCAAAAAACAAACUAUUAGUGUGUGCUGACUGCAGCAUGUCUGUACACAAUGAUUGUAUUGGUUCUGUGUCUGACAAACCUGUCCCUUGGAUAUGCGAUGUCUGUACUAAUAGACGUCAUCCUAAAGUGUCAUCUGACUAUACGUGUGUUAUCUGCCUAGAUACUGACCGUGACACUCGUCGGCCAAUGAAGCCCACUUCGGAUUACAAGUGGGCUCAUGUCAGCUGCGCGACAUUUAUUCCAGAAGUCAAGUUGGUCCAUCCUGAAACUCUUCAACCAAUUGAAUACAUCAAUGCCAUACAUCCUGCUCGGUGGCAAAAAGAUUGUGAAAUCUGUCACAACUCGAGCGGGGCUAAGGUGGCAUGUGGGGACUGUAACAAACUCAUCCACGUGGAGUGCGCGGUAAGAAACCAGUUUCAGCUUGCCUUUGAAGUAGUACAACCUCCAAAGUCCUUUUCGAUUCCACUGUUGUCCCCAGGUGCGUUUGAUCCGCACGCCUCUGGAGGUAUGAUGAUACCUCAGGUGUGGUGUCCUGAACACAGUCUUCUCCAGAAACACAUCAUUCCUCUUCACGCUAGAACCCUAGACACACAGGACUCAACCUUCAAGACGUACGCUCAUCUCUAUAAAUCAAUCGAGAGUGACUCGACAUCAGCCAUGCGAAAAAUCUAUGGAAUCAAUUACAAGUAUGCGCGCACCGGAAGUCUCAGUCUGGCCUUUCACCAUCCACGUCUCAUAAAAUCAACCAUUCCAACCGCAAGUUCCUCUCACAUCAUCCCAAGCCCUCGGCAGAGUGCCAUUGCAGCUAUGGCGAAAAAGUUUGUUCCAUCAUCUUCGCUUUUGUAA